UCAAUAAGAUCCCUUCGUCUUCCCUGCUCCCCAGGAAACCCUCUCCACCGUUCCAAACAUCGAGCGCCAUCUCCUUAUAUACACUCACGUCCCACCUAAUCACCUGAUAGCUAGCAAGCUACCCAUCGCCAUCGCGCGCCUACCAGUGGUGAGACUGCCAGAACACUCGGCACCGGGUUGUGUUGUCGAUCGUAUGGCGUCGACGGCUGUGGCGGCGGGGGACGAUGCGGUCGGACAACGGAAGGGCACCGGGGAUACGACGCCUCCUCCCUCGCAGCAGCAGCAGCCUCCGCCGCUGCCGGAGCAGGGGCUAAGGUGCCCACGCUGCGACUCGCCCAACACCAAGUUCUGCUACUAUAACAACUACAGCCUGUCGCAGCCGCGCCACUUCUGCAAGACGUGCCGCAGGUACUGGACCAAGGGCGGCGCGCUCCGCAACGUCCCCGUCGGCGGAGGUUGCCGCAAGAACAAGCGCUCGCGCUCCGCCUCUUCGGCCUCUGCAGCAGUGGCGGCUGCCUCCUCGCGCCUCUCGCUCAACCUGCCGGUCGAGGGUAUCGGUGACGUGGCCGACCAGCAGGCGGCGUCGGCCGCGAGGCUGAGCUUCCUUGGCGCCGGGGCGCCGGUGGUGUCGUCGCCGAUUGGCAGCGGCCCCGCGGCUGACUACCACCAGGGCGCCGCCGUCGGGAUGAUGGCGCUGCCACGGCUCCACGCCCCGGCUGUCGGCCAGUACGUGCCGUUCGGGGAGUGGCCGACGGGGCCGGGGGACGUUGCCGGCGGUGGCGUAAACGGCAGCGGCGAACAAGCGAUGAACGGCGCGCGCGCUGGGGCGGUGAGCAGCAGCAUCGCGUCGUCCAUCGAGUCGCUGAGCUUCAUCAACCAGGACCUGCACUGGAAGCUACAGCAGCAGCGGCUUGCCACCAUGUUCCUCGGCCCGCCGAUCUCCGCCGCGGCCCAAGCCAACGGCGCAGCUGCAGCGCACUUUGGCGGCGCCUUUCUGCAGAUGGCGGGAGCGCCCGGCAGCAUGGAGGCUGUGCCGACGGCGACGUCGUGGUUCAUGGACAGCUCCUACGUGCUCCCUUCCCAGCCCGCGCCUGCUAAUACAGCUACGGCCGCCAUAGCCACCACCAACUGCAACAUCAACAGUGGCCGGAGUAGCGCCGGCGGCGACGACGACAACGCCACGUCGAACAACAACAACUGCAGCAGCGCAAUCUCGGCGUGGGGCGACAUGUCGACGUUCGCGAUGCUGCCGUGAGUACUUGAUGAUGCCAAACAGGAACGCUGGGCUCCGAUUUGGAAGGGCUGAUUCCGAAGGAAUUGAGCUAUAGCAUCCUAGCAUGCAUCAAGAGAGCUAAUUUGUUACUAAUUAACCAACGGUCUCUAACUAGGUUCAGGUAUAUUGAUCAAUCCUUGUGUGGUACAUUUGUCAAAAACAUUCUGAUCGACAAUCCAUGUAUCAUGCAUAUCAUGGUCUUUCUUUUCUUUUCUUUUCUUUUUCCCAUUUCAUUCUUGUUCCUUUUCACUUUUGUCUAUCCAUGCAUAUUGAGUUGUCACCUCAUGCUGAUUAUUAAGUGCUCCGCCUAGCUUGUGUAUUUGCCAUUAUACUACUCUUAC
Messenger RNA from Phragmites australis (common reed), 1614 nucleotides. RefSeq names its product dof zinc finger protein DOF5.7-like. The coding region runs from base 194 to 1255 and encodes 353 amino acids. The record is from RefSeq and is a predicted model, not a curated record. Gene Ontology annotation, molecular function: DNA binding; DNA-binding transcription factor activity. Gene Ontology annotation, biological process: regulation of DNA-templated transcription. The transcript has a single exon. Lineage: Eukaryota; Viridiplantae; Streptophyta; Magnoliopsida; Poales; Poaceae.